Echinococcus granulosus is the source of this 675-nucleotide messenger RNA. RefSeq lists its product as hypothetical. The record is from RefSeq and is a predicted model, not a curated record. Bases 1 to 675 code for a protein of 224 amino acids. The transcript has 3 exons. NCBI's taxonomy places the organism in Eukaryota, Metazoa, Platyhelminthes, Cestoda, Cyclophyllidea, Taeniidae.
AUGCAUCCCAAGCACUGGCGCAGGUGUCUAAACCCUUCUCUCCAUCCCUUCACUGUCCUACCUCCUCUCCUUCGGCUAUCGAAUUCUCCAGUGCAGAGGGCGUUUGUGCGGAUUUUCCCACUGACCCACUUAGAUCCUGUGGCCUUCCUCCCGCCCCUAACAGCUGACGUUUUCGCACUUCUCCGCGCUUUCGCCUCGUGCGGUCAUCCGUUUACGCAACGCUUUCAGGCUUCGGAGCCGGCUUCCUAUAAAGUGUUUAUCGGACCAAAGCAUCAGGAGUGCGAAGACUUCGAUUGUGGAAGCGCAGAGACGGCCAGACGGAGACAUGAAUCGUGGACAUACGACGUCCACCAGUCAAGGAGCAAGAGGGAGGUCUUCACGGGUGGUCGCAGGGUCAUCUGGCCGGUGGCCAACUGCCACGCGGAAGCACCACCCUUUGUGUCUCCGCGCCCUCUUGAUACUCGCCUCGCCACCGCCCUCUCUCCCUCCCACUCUCCCCUUCUGAUGAUGAGAAUUUACGUGAUUGCGAGUGGCCAGGCUAGUGGAGCCGUUGUGCCUCACGUCACUGCAUUUGUCCGUCUUGGAGACUGUCUUCCCUGCUCCCCCUCUAAAAGCACCACUGAACCAGCGUGUGAGAAAACUGUGAUUACCGCUUACCGCCCUUUCUACUGGUAG